Molecule: messenger RNA, 2029 nt
Organism: Cynoglossus semilaevis (tongue sole)
Lineage: Eukaryota; Metazoa; Chordata; Actinopteri; Pleuronectiformes; Cynoglossidae
Gene: phf6
Product: PHD finger protein 6
Exons: 11
Coding region: 196-1287 (363 amino acids)
Cellular component (GO): nucleus
Molecular function (GO): histone binding; histone deacetylase binding
Source: RefSeq, a predicted model, not a curated record
GGAACACAGUCUAGUUGGUAGCUCAAAGUAGCUUGCUUGAUUCCAAGUGUAAAAAGCACACGGUCGCUUCUGAAGGACGGAAAGAAGCAGGAGUCUCUGCCCGGGACAACUUUACAUCUUUUGUGUCUUAUCGGCUCCCGAGGGUGGAUAUCAGUAGACAAACAACGACAACAACAACAACCAAAGUCUCUGGCCAUGUCUGGACAGAAGAGAGGAGCCGCCCGGCUGCUUAAAUGUGCCUUCUGCAGAACCAACCGGGACAAGGAGUGUGGCCAGUUACUGAUGUCAGACAGCCAGAAGGUGGCAGCUCACCACAAGUGCAUGCUGUUUUCCUCCGCCCUGGUCACUUCUCACUCAGACAGCGACAACAUUGGAGGGUUUUCAUUGGAGGAUGUGAAGAAGGAGAUCAAGAGAGGAAAUAAACUGAUGUGUUCUACGUGUCAUCGGCCGGGCGCCACCAUCGGAUGUGACGUGAAGACGUGUCGGAGGACGUAUCACUACUACUGCGCUCUGAAGGACAAAGCUCAGAUCAAAGAGGACCAAUCACAGGGCAUUUACCUAGUUUACUGUCGCAAACACAGAGAUGCCUCCCAAGACGACAUUCAAGAUGAAGACGAAGGUGUGGCCAACGACUCUGACUCUACUUUGUCACCGCCGCAAAGUAGAGGCAGAGGACGAUUCGAGAAGACCAGAGCCAAAGCAGGUUCCCGUGGCCAAUCAGAAGAAACCUGCUCCACGUCCUCACAGGCUGCAGAUGAAGAGAGCUCCUCUCAUCGAGACAGGUCACCUCUUCGUUCCAGCGCCGGAGACGGCGGCCAGCGCUGUGGCUUUUGUCACGCUGGUGAAGAGGAGAACGAAAUGCGGGGCAUGCUUCACACCGAUAACUGCAAAAAAGUUGCCGCUCACUACAAAUGCAUGCUGUUUUCUUCCGGGACAGUCCAGCUGACCACCACCUCACGAGCCGAGUUUGGAAAUUUUGACGUAAAAACAGUCAUACAGGAAAUCAAAAGAGGGAAGAGAAUGAAAUGUACUCUGUGCACUCAGUUGGGCGCUACCAUUGGCUGUGAAAUCAAAGCAUGUGUGAAGACCUACCACUAUCACUGUGGCCUGCAGGACAAAGCCAAGUACAUCGAAAACAUGGCGCGUGGCAUCUACAAGCUCUACUGUAAGAACCACAGUGGAAAUGAAGAGAGGGAUGAGGAGGACGAGGAGCGAGAGAACCGCAGCAGAGAGAGGGCGGCCAACGACCACAGAGGAACGCCAGCAACACAAGUGAAUGGCAACUAGGUGUUUGCUGAGAUGUGACGUUGGCAGAAAAACUGAAGAAACUCAAGGAUGGGGGAGAUAUUUUUUUUUUUAUAUUUUACUUUAACCUCCUCCCAAAGCCGUGGUCUGGGAGAUCUCCACAUCAUUUCUUCCAGUGAGUGCACACGAUGUUAAAUCUGCAGCAGACAAACACUCCGCUGAAACCCUGUGGUGGAGUUCUGUUUUCCCCACAGACAGGUGGCGCUGGUGGACGAGUGGCGCAGCGUCCAGGAGAUCAAUCACUGAUUCAUUUUGAACAUUUGUACGUGUAUCAUUUUCAUGAAUAAGAGCCGACAUUCACUGGUCCGUCAGCUCCGCUGUCCUCACACUUGACACCGUCUCCUCCUCCCCCCGUAGCUUCUGAAGGACCCACUUUUAAGAGGGGUCCGUUUGUUACUCGUCUCCCCUUGAAGUUAUGCUCUUUGAUUACUCUGUUUCUGUAGUCGUGUCUUAAGAAAAAAACAGUAUGCUUUCCAUGUUAGCCUUUCUUGAUAUGUAAUAUUUUGCUACUGUAUUAUUAUGAGAAUUUUUGGAUAUUUGGAUUUCCAACAGUGACCAUUACAAGUUUUGCCAGCAUGCACAUGACAUUUUUUUAAUUAACUCCUAACGGGCACAGUGGAGCUCUUAGGAGGAGUUGGCUUUACUUUGUGUAAUGUACAGCUACCUGUAUCCCCACAGAUGUAUCCAUGAAUGAUUGGAAAUAGAAAACAUUUGAUUUUACACA